CCACCCACUUUAGCUUCAUUGCUCUAGUUCCACAUGGGCUUGUGUGCCGCUGCCCUGCUGUAAAUCUUGCCAUGUCCCAUCAGCACGUGCUCAGCAUCCAUACACCUUCUGCAGUGAUGCUGAGCCUGCCUGCCUGGGACAGCCUGUCCUGCUGGGGAACAGCCUAAAGAGGUCUGGUACACAGCAGCUCCUGCUUCUCUUCCCACGUAUCCUCAGGCUGAAAUGCCCAGCACCAGACUCUUGCUGUGAACAUGCAGGACUGAGACCAGAUCACGGCUGAUGGCUCAAGGGAAGCCAUCCCUUCCGCCUGCCUGCACUGGGAACAGCAGACCCAGGGUUGAUCCCUGAGUUCAAGAAGAGGGAUGUGGGAGAAGGACCACCAAAGGCCAACCAAGUGCCCCAGAGCACCCGGCAGCACCACCAUGGAGCCCCUCUCCUUCCAGGAAUACAUCUGCUCCCUGGACCCCACCACCCUGCCGCGUGUCCUCAGGAUUUGUGCCGGUGUCUACUUCCAAGGGUCCGUGUAUGAGAUUUCAGGCAAUGAAUGCUGCUUGUCAACGGGUGACCUGCUGAAAGUCAUGGCUGUGGCACUGCAGAAGGUCAUUUGUGAGGACACGAUGACAGGACAGACAACAGAGCUGCCAGCAACUUUUAAGGGUCUUUUCCAACCUGCCCCAGCCCCAAGACCGAAGAAAACACUGCAGACACAAUUCCUGGAGGGUGGUCCACAUCAGGGCCUGACGCUGCACCAGGCACUGGGGCAGUGGGACAGGCGACCACAGCCCCUGCUGUGCCCUGCCAUCAGCCCCCAUGCCCUGCUCCUGCACCCCGUCUACGAGGUGCACGCCAUCAUGCAUUUGCGUCGGGACGUGGUGAAGAUCCCCUCCACACUGGAGGUGGACGUGGAGGACGUCACAGAGAAGGCGCAGCACGUCCACUUUGCCCGGUCGCUGCUGCUGAGCGAGGUGCUGAGGAUGGAGGAGGCGCUGCCGGCCCAGGCUGAGAUCCUGGAGGGUCCAACCGGCCCUGCCAUCUUUGAGAGCACCUGGGUGUCGCGGCUGCAGCGGGGGCAGCAGCUACAGCUCCACAGCUGCUCCCAUGCCUGUUGGGUCCUGGCCUCGGCCCCCAGCAGCAGCCGCCAUUUCCUCCUCUCCAGUGCCUACCAGGGCCGGUUCCGCCGGCGGCCCCGGCAGUUCACAGGAGUGCAGGAGCUGGCAGCUGGCCUGCAGCCUGGCCAGCGGCUGCACGUGGUGGUGACGCAGGACUGUGAGGGCCGGGGGGACAACGUGCCCCCACUCGGCGUGGGCGACCGGCUAGAGGCCCAGGGGCUGAAGGGGAAGGGCCCCAAUGCCCGGUUGCUCUGCCACCACCAUGGUGGGGAGGAGGAGGAAGGCGAGGAGCUGCUGCUGCCUCUGGACCUGGGGGGCAGCUUCGUGGAGGAGAUGUGUGACAGCAAGAAGUAUGGGCUGGCAGAGCUGCUGGAGCGACAGCCACUGCCCUGCGAGGUCCGGGUGGUGGCUGCUGACCCGGGGCUGGAGCGGGACGUGCUGGGCACACUGCCUGCCCUGCGGCUGGAGGCCCGCCUGGACCAGCCCGUCCUGGUGGGCAGCUUCUGCCAGGAGCCGGCGGAGGCCUUCGAGAUCCCGCCGCGGUGGCUGGACUUCUCCGUCAUGCUGAGCGAGGGGCCCGUCCACCCCCUGGCCCCCGGCACCCGCCGAUGCCGGGUGGAGGAGCUGACUGAGGCCUUCUACUACCAGCUGCUGGCCCAGCUGCCUGGCGCCCUGGCCCCACCACCCCCACGGCCCCCCAAACGGGCGCAGGCAGGGACAAGCCCUGGGGGACGACAUCCCUCGAGCCCUGGAUCCUCGUCGGUAGGCACCCGCCCGGCUCUGUCACUGCCGCCGCUUCCAGCCCUGCCCCAGCCAAGCACUUCCAAACAGUAUGGCCAGCGGAGACCUCGCAGGGACACAGGUGAGGCCCCUGACACAUUCCAGGCCCUGGCCCCUCCACAGGUCUCAGCCCAAAGACGCACUGCCGUGGCAGGAGGACAUGGCCCCCCAGCAGUGGCAGCGGGUCAUGCUGCUUACGGCCACCCCCUCUCCAGGGCUGGCCCACGGGGGCCUGGGGUAGGGAUGCUGAGCAGGGGACAUGUGCACCCCCGGCAGCCAGGCCCCCACAGGGGCUGCACCUCCCCUUCCCCUUGUCCCAGAUGCAGGGGAGGACCCAUGGGUUGGGAGCACCCACAGGGUCUGCCCCAGGCCCUUGUCCCACGUGCCAAGGGAACCCCUAUGGAGCUGCCCCAUCCCCCUGUCCCACAAACAGGGGGAUCCACGAGGAGGCCGUGUUGACCCCUUGUCACACAUGGGGACCACGGCAGGAGGGGAAGCAAGGCUUGACCUCAGUGGUGAUGUCAAGGUGAACACCACCGCCCAGCCUAUUUUCUCUAUCUGCCAUCGAAGGGAUGAUCGUCCCCUGCCUCCUGAGAUGGCAGGGGACCCGUGGCCCGCGAGGUUGGUGUCUGCAGGGGCUGCCACCUCACCAUAAGAUGUCCCCCCACCCCAGGUCCCUGCCAUGUCGGUGGGGAAGGCAGGGGUUCUCCCCUGCCAGGAUCCUGUGCAAUAAGUAGGGUGCGUGUCUGCAGGCUAUGCCUUCCCUUCCAGGCACAGAGAGCGACAGCGCUGAACACGAUUACGAAACUGUUGAUGACGACAUUCAAAAGACAAUCCGCAAAAUGCAGGCAAUUUUUCCUUUCUAGUCCUCUGGUUUCUGGCAGCCACCCAAGCCUCCAAAUCUUCUGAGACCUUACGUGACACUGGUUCCUUGCAGAGGCUAAAUGCAGCCCUAGGGAUCCACAGCACAACCUCCCACUGCCUCGGUCCUGCAGAAAGGUGCCCUCUUCCCUCGGGACAGCCCCAGGCACAGAGUAAAUCCCCCUGUUGUGCUGUGGGCUGUGUCCUCAAGCUGUCACCCAUGAGACUCUGCCAGCACACAGCUAGGUGGCCACCAAGAUGCCAGCUUGGGCCCUGGGACACAGAUCUCUGCUCUAUUACCUGGGCAGCUGGGCUGGGAUACCCAGAUGGAGAUGCUUUGGAGCCAGCAUGUCCAGACAUUGUUUGGUACAUGGUGUGAGGUGGGGUUAGGAGACAUGACAAGGUACUUCACACAGCUCAAGCAAUGCCCCUGCUGGGGCUCAAACUGCUGAGUGACACAUCUAUGCACAUCAAAAACUCACUUUCAUAAGGCAGAAGCUGCAUUUUUCUCAAGUACAGCCAAACUCGCUUCUCACUCUGGCCUAAUCUCUCACCAAAGCUGUAGAAAGAUUGUAAAAACAUUGUGGCUUUAGGUUUUUCUGGCUUUCUUAUCUGUUUUCAACUGCACCUGCAACUGGAAGCAUCAUUUGUCCUAGACCUCCAUGGUCCCCUCUUGCUUGUGAGCAUCCUGGUUAAAGUCUUACAGAUUCUUGGCACCUACAAAGACCCCUGCUGCUCUCAUAGCAUUGGAUGCAAAAAAGGACUUGAAAACCAAGUAAGGACCAAAGUUCAACUCUUCUUUUCCUGGAAGUUUGGCAAAGCUCCAGGAAAGUGGCAGAAAGACCUCAUAGUCCUGAUGUGAUUAAGGGAAGAGCUUACAAGAGAAGAGCUUUUAACUCCUGCAUCACACCUUGCGCUCCUUUCACAUUGGAGCAGGAAAAUAAAUUUCAU
Messenger RNA from Calidris pugnax (ruff), 3701 nucleotides. It is a transcript of the gene THEMIS2, whose product is annotated as thymocyte selection associated family member 2. Lineage: Eukaryota; Metazoa; Chordata; Aves; Charadriiformes; Scolopacidae. The record is from RefSeq and is a predicted model, not a curated record. The coding region runs from base 363 to 2348 and encodes 661 amino acids. Gene Ontology annotation, biological process: T cell receptor signaling pathway. The transcript has 5 exons.